Messenger RNA from Neomonachus schauinslandi (Hawaiian monk seal), 951 nucleotides. RefSeq names its product integrin binding sialoprotein (gene IBSP). Gene Ontology annotation, biological process: bone mineralization; ossification; extracellular matrix organization. NCBI's taxonomy places the organism in Eukaryota, Metazoa, Chordata, Mammalia, Carnivora, Phocidae. Gene Ontology annotation, cellular component: extracellular region. The record is from RefSeq and is a predicted model, not a curated record.
AUGAAGACUGCUUUAAUUUUGCUCAGCAUUUUGGGAAUGGCCUGUGCUUUCUCAAUGAAAAAUACUCAUCGAAGAACCAAAUUAGAGGAUUCUGAAGAAAAUGGGGUCUUUAAGUACCGGCCACGAUAUUCUCUUUACAAGCAUGCCUACUUUUAUCCUCCUCUAAAACGAUUUCCAGUUCAGAGCAGUAGUGACUCAUCUGAAGAAGAUGGAAAUGGUGACAGCUCAGAAGAGGAGGAAGAAGAGGAGAAUUCAAAUGAAGAAGAAAACAAUGAGGAGAAUGCAAAUUCUGACGAAAACGAAGAUGAAGAAUCUGAGGCUGAGAACACCACCCUUUCUACCACACCUGGCUAUGGAGAAGAGACCACACCUGGAACAGGGUAUAUAGGUCUAGCUGCAAUGCAACUUCCCAAGAAGGCUGGGGAUAGAGGACACAAGGCUACAAAAGAGGAGGAAAGUGAUGAAGAAGAAGAGGAAGAUGAAAAUGAAGCAGAAGUGGAUGAAAACGGGCAGGGCAUAAAUGGCACCAGCAGCAACAGCACAGAGGCAGAAAAUGGCAAUGGCAGCAGUGAUGGAGACAAUGGAGAAGAAGGUGAAGAAGAAAGUGUCACUGAAGCCCAUGCAGGAGGAACCACAGUGGCUGGAAAGCAGGACAACGGUGGCUCGAAGACAACAACCUCUCCAGAUGGUGGGUUUGAACCUACGACUCCACCACCAGAGCUCUAUGGGACUACCACCCGACCAUCUGGGGAAGCCACCCCCCCCCGGUAUGAGGGAGAAUAUGAACAAACAGGCACUAACGAAUACGACAAUGGAUAUGAAGUCUAUGAAAAUGAAAAUGGGGAACCUCGUGGGGAUAAUUACCGAGCCUAUGAGGAUGAGUACAGCUACUAUAAAGGGCGCAGCUACGACGGCUAUGAUGGUCAAGAUUACUACUACCACCAUCAGUGA